AUGAGCAGCGAAUUGAGAGCGGAAUCUGCCAACAUGAGGAGCCAAGUGGAGACUCGGGUCCGCCGACCCAAGAAUGCAUUUGUGGUCUGGGCCAUGGACGAGAGAAAGCGGCUGGCACAGCAGAACCCAGGCCUUCCGAAAGGAGAGCUGAGCAAAAUACAAGGGAAAGCAUGGAGGGCUUUAACACGAACUGAAAAAAUGCCUUUUUUUGUGGAAGCGGAGAGACUAAAAGAGCAGCACACCCAGGACCACACAAAAAAGCCUAAAAAACGUAAACUGGAUCAAAAGAAGAAGAGAUCGGGAAAUGGAUUUAUUGGCAUAAAGGAACAGCCAGCCCAGACCAGUACUGAUGGAGGGUUGUGUUUGGACAGUUUCAGUAUGGGCUAUAACCAAGACCAGUCAUAUUGCCACUCUCAGCUUCCACAGAGCACCAGUCACUAUAGAGACCACAACUACGACUACAGCUUGCCCACACCGGAAGCGUCACCUGUGAAUUUGGUUGAAGCUGACUCUUUGUAUUUUACAUCUUCUGCCCAAGAAGUGGUGCCCUAUUCAUACAAUACCACCAAUUCCCACCAGCAGAGUCCUUGCAUCUCAUUAACUGUCAACCAAUUGUCCCAGGCUGAAGAGAUGGGCCUAGGUAGCCCAAAUAACAAUAUGAUUGUGUCCCAACAGCCUCCACAAAUGUAUUAUGAACAAUCAUUUGCAUCCUGCAGGCAUGAGAUGGUACUGCCAGGCUAUCUCUCCCCACCUCCUGAAUCCAUACCCAGAGUGGCACCUUCCAUGCAGCAUGUUGAUACAUUGGGUCGUGUUUACAAAGCAGAGUUCAGUCAGUAUCUGGGCUAUGCAACCACACCAGAAGGAGGGAUGUAUCAUAAUAACCAAGAUCGGACUCUUUCCCAUACAGAGAAUGGAUUAAUGAGUUCAGUUCUGCCUGAUGCUAGCACUGCAACGUGUGCCACCUAUUCCAGCGAGCAGAGUUCUUGCUCCUUCAACCAAUUGUCCCAGGCUGUACAGGUGGGCCAAGGUAGCGCAAUGAACAAUAUGAUUGGGUGCCAACAGCCUCCACCAAUGUAUUAUGAACAAUCGUUUGUAUCCGGCAGGCAUGAGAUGGUACUACCGGGGUAUCUCUCCCCACCCCUCGAGACCAUACCCCGAGUGGAACCUUCCAUGCAGCAUGUUAAUACAUUGGGUCGUGUUUACAAAGCAGAGUUCAAUCAGUACCUGGGCUGUGUAACCAUGGCAGAAGGAGGGAUGUAUCAACAAGGCCAAGACCAGACUGUGUCCCAUACAGAGAAUGCAUUAAUGAGUUCAGUACUGUCUGAUGCUAGCACUGCAAUGUAUUAUUGUAAUAACUAUUCCAAUGCAUGA
Pelobates fuscus (common spadefoot toad) is the source of this 1371-nucleotide messenger RNA. Its product is annotated as transcription factor Sox-17-alpha-like. Lineage: Eukaryota; Metazoa; Chordata; Amphibia; Anura; Pelobatidae. Gene Ontology annotation, molecular function: DNA-binding transcription activator activity, RNA polymerase II-specific; RNA polymerase II cis-regulatory region sequence-specific DNA binding. The record is from RefSeq and is a predicted model, not a curated record. The transcript is spliced from 2 exons. Bases 1 to 1371 code for a protein of 456 amino acids. Gene Ontology annotation, biological process: positive regulation of transcription by RNA polymerase II; vasculogenesis; heart development.